AUGGCCGACUCAGAGCCAGCUCAGACUAAGGUUCCUGUCAAUGUUCCGGAACCUCAGGAUGAUGCCCCUCCAUCUCUAGCAGAGCCUGCUUCUGGACCUGCUGCUGAGAUGUCUGGGGCUCUGCCGGUUGACACUUCUUCCGAGGCCAAGCCAACUGAGACCACUGGCCAUGUGACUGCGAACGGCGCUGUCGAUUCCGCUCCAGAGAACACCAAGGACACACAAGAGAUACCUACAGAGGUAGAAGCUGAACCUCCAGUCGCGACUGAGCCAGAAGCAAAAGACGCCGAAGUAGCCGAAGCAGCUGAAAAAGCUGAAGAAGCUAAAGAAGCCGAGCCAGAGGCCAAUGGCACACCAGCUGGAAAGAAACCUGUCGCUCUCAAGCGAAAAUCCUCUGCAGGUAUCCCUGAGCACAAGGGCAAGAAGCUCAACAAGAAGAAGUCCAUGACGAAAAUCACUCAUCUCGACGCGCAACCCGGUGAAUAUUAUCUAGCCAGAUUGAAAAGUUAUCCUCCUUGGCCCUCCAUCGUUUGCGAUGAGGAGAUGCUGCCAGAAAGCCUCCUCAGCACCAGACCGGUCACAACCAAAAAAGACGAUGGUACCUACAAUGAAGCCUAUGCAGACGGUGGCAAAAAAGUUGCUGAUCGGACAUUUCCUAUCAUGUUUUUACAUACGAACGAAUUCGCUUGGAUUCCCAACACAGAUCUCACGCCCUUGAACCCCGAGGAUUGCAAAGAUGUGCCGGAGAAAGGUAAAGCCAAGGCUUUGUCAGCUGCCUACAAAGUUGCUGCCGAGAACAAUGAUUUGGAACACUUCAAAACUCUUCUCGACGAGCAUGCUGCUGCUCUCCAAGCAGAUAUUGAAGCCAAGGAAGCGCGAGAUGCUGAAAAGGCUGCCAAAUCUGACAAGAAAAAGCGCAAGAGUGAGGCCAAGAUUGAAACCGAGGAUGUGGACAUGGAAGACGCCGAUGCCGAACCUGUCGCCAAAAAAGGCUCCAAGAAGCGCAAGAAGGAAGUGGAUAGUGAUGAUGAAGAGUCUGAAAAGCCUGCAAAGACGCCCAAAACCACCAAGAUCAAGUUGAACACAAACAAAACUCCAAAGACCGAAGAGAAGAAACCCAAAGAAAAGGCACCCAAGGCCAAACCAGAAAAGCGCAAAUCCAAGGCCGCCCCUGUGAGCGACGAAGAAAUGGUUGAUGCUGAACCAGAGCCAGAGGAGAAGCCUUUGGAUCCCGCCGAAGCACGCAAAGCUCGUGAGAAAGAAGUCCUUUUCCUUCGACACAAGCUUCAAAAGGGAUUCCUAUCUCGAGACCAGGCUCCUCAAGAAGACGAAAUGCCUCAGAUGUCUACUUAUAUCAAGAAACUUGAAGGCUAUGCUGAUCUAGAAGUCGCCAUCAUUCGCACAACCAAGAUCAACAAGGUUCUGAAGGCAUUGAUCAAGCUAAACACCAUCCCUCGCGAUGAAGAGUAUCAAUUCCGAAAGCGAUCUCUUGAUUUGUUGAGCCAGUGGAACAAGAUCAUGGGUGCCGAACCAGCUGAUAACGAAGCUGGCACUGCUGGAGACAAGGAAUCCAAAUACACCCCUACCACCAAUGGAGUCCACGAUGAAAAGUCCGAAGAACCAGCCGACGAGAAGAAAGACGACCCGACUGAGCAGCCUGCAAAGCCCAUUGACAAGCCGGUUGCUGAAACCGAGUCAGAAAUCUCGGCUGAUCCGGUUGAGGUCAAGCCUGUAGCAGGAGAAUCUGAGCCAGCCACCACCACAGAAGAGCCAAAGGCUGUUCUACCAACCCCAGAGGUUAUUGAGAAAGCCCCAGAAUCAGCUGCUGCCGCAAGUGAAGCUGCUGAUGUCGUCAAAGCGACAGAGUGA
Exophiala aquamarina CBS 119918 is the source of this 1869-nucleotide messenger RNA. RefSeq lists its product as uncharacterized. The coding region runs from base 1 to 1869 and encodes 622 amino acids. Gene Ontology annotation, cellular component: mitochondrion. The transcript is spliced from 5 exons. NCBI's taxonomy places the organism in Eukaryota, Fungi, Ascomycota, Eurotiomycetes, Chaetothyriales, Herpotrichiellaceae. The record is from RefSeq and is a predicted model, not a curated record. Gene Ontology annotation, biological process: anterograde axonal transport.